Cannabis sativa is the source of this 539-nucleotide messenger RNA. RefSeq lists its product as uncharacterized. Lineage: Eukaryota; Viridiplantae; Streptophyta; Magnoliopsida; Rosales; Cannabaceae. The record is from RefSeq and is a predicted model, not a curated record. The coding region runs from base 16 to 429 and encodes 137 amino acids. The transcript is spliced from 2 exons.
UAUAAUAAUAAUACUAUGCAAGAGAGCUAUAUAUAUAUACACUAUCUAAGUAAGUAUUAUCCCCAAGAAAUAGGGAGAAUAUACAUUAGCUUUAACAUGGCAUCAAAUGCACUCACUAGAGGAUCACAUACCAUCAACUCCAUGGUUCUCAACCUCAAGCCGUUUGGAAGAAAAACAAGUUAUCACAAGAACUCGAUUCGAGAGACGAUGAAGAUGGAGAAGGAAGAAGUAAGUAAUGUGAGGCAUAUUAAUGGAGGUCAUGAUCAUGAUCAUUGUGAUGAAGUGAGCAAAAAUGAUGGGAAUGAAUGGAUUCCUGAUGUGCGUACUGGGAUUUAUUACCCAAAAGGACAUGAGAAAGUUAUGGAAGAUGUUCCUCCCAAGGCUGGGAAAGAUAUCAAUUGGAUGUCAUAUAGUGACAACAUUCAUUAAGUUUAAUAUAUUUAAAUAUAUUAUAUUUAUAUAUAUACUUAAUUGUUAUUAAGAGAAUUAUCUGAUAACAACUCUUGCAGAUAAAUCAAAAUAUUGGACAAAUUAAUUCC